Colletotrichum destructivum is the source of this 3551-nucleotide messenger RNA. RefSeq names its product Putative RNA recognition motif domain, Zinc finger, RanBP2-type, ribonuclease H-like superfamily. Bases 220 to 2679 code for a protein of 819 amino acids. NCBI's taxonomy places the organism in Eukaryota, Fungi, Ascomycota, Sordariomycetes, Glomerellales, Glomerellaceae. The record is from RefSeq and is a predicted model, not a curated record. Gene Ontology annotation, molecular function: mRNA binding; 3'-5'-RNA exonuclease activity. The transcript is spliced from 5 exons.
CCGGAACCCUCUCAUAAGUAGUUGUACAUUGUCCCGGUAAUGGACCAUACACUGGUAGACAACAUGAUAUCCUGCCUACCAUGUACCUCAGCAGCAGACCUUGCCAUGCCUGGUGCGAUGCAGGGAGCCAAUUGCAUGAACCAAACAGAUACCCAGCUGCUGGAUAGCAAGCAUGCCAAAUGCUAAAUAGCAAAUAGCAAGCAGCUCUUGCGCGCGCGCAUGUGCGUGGGUAUUGUCUGUGGAGCAUCAGCAAGGAAGGUACUUCUCUUCGUACCGCACUCAAGAGGGGGGACCAGGUACCUCUCUCUUACGGAGCACUUUCCCAAGUCCCACGCCGACACCAAUUUUCUUCUCCUGUGGUCUGCGUCGACUUCCCUCCUGCCUCUCCAUCACCUUUUCCCUCUUUUCGGUUCCUUCCUCAUUGCCCCUACCGAAACCCUCCCACCUCCUCCUCUCCCCUUCCCGAGCUGCAAGGACAAAAGGCACUUCGACACGAGGACCUGUCAAUUUCGUCCUCGUCUCCUUUUCUCCCCUUGCCUGCUUGUUGCCGCAUCUUCCGCUUCGGUCUUUUUUGCUGUGCACUUCACUUUGCUCGGCACCUCUCCUGAAGCUUACCGGGAACCACUUCCGUCCCCCUCCUCUCCCGAGCAUCCGUCGUUUGUUCGAGUCGUAACGCUACGUACAGCAACAUCUUGUCUUGCCCGCAGUUGCAAGAAGACAGGUGUCGGAAUCAUCUAUUUGUCUUUACCCGGCCAUCGCUUUCGCCAUUAUUCGUAUUGUGCAGCUCUUCGUCAGCCGUAUUGUCGUUAUCCUGCCAAAAUGUCUGGUCCCCAAGCUGGUAACCAGCUCAACAUCGAUCGCUAUGUCGUGAUCCACGUCGCAACCACCUGCGACGAGCAUGGAGUCUACGUCACCAAGGACUCCGCCGAGGUUAUCGAGCUGGGCUGGAUCCUUCUUGACGCGAAGUCUCUUGAGGAGAUCACCCGCGAGAGCGUUCUUGUCAAACCCAUCAACACUCCGAUCACACCCUUGUGCACGAGCUUGACGACCCUGACCUGGGAACACGUCCGCAAUGCCGGAACCUUCCGCGAUGCCAUCAACCGAUUCGACACGUUUGCCAACGAACACCUGACCUCGCAGAACCUCGACUUCGUUUUUGUCACGCUCGAUGCUUGGGAUCUCCGCGUCCAAUUGCCCCGAGAGGCCCGGGACAAGGCCGUCGUGUUGCCUCCAUACCUCCAGCACUCUCGUACUUUCGAUUUGCGAACCGAGUACCAGCGAUGGCAGCAGCAUCACCCCGAAUCGUUGCCCUUUGGGCCUUCGAUGCUGUCCAAUAUCUGUGCCGCCUUGGAGGUGGAGCCGGUCCAGUCCAGUGCUCCAAUCAAGCACAAUCUGCCUUUCCACCUUCAGGCACUGGCUCCCGCUUCCCCUCGCCGUGCCAUGGAGGAGGCUGUCACCCUCGCCCGGGUUCUGAGAGGUCUGAUUCGCAAGUCGCAGCCCUCCCACGAGCACCCCGACGUCUUGACGCGCCCCAUGGAUGCCCGCGCUGAUGUGCGUGCUUUCUUGUCGGAGCGCAGCAAGGUCCUCCACAUGUCGGGCCUGCCCCACGACACUACUCAAUCCGAGCUCGAGAGCUGGUUUACCCAGUUUGGUGGUCGUCCUAUUGCAUUCUGGACUCUGCGAACCCCUGAGCAGCACAAGCCCACUGGUAGCGGUUUUGCUGUCUUUUCUUCCCACGAGGAGGCUGCUGAGAGUCUGUGCAUGAACGGCCGUGCCCUUAACGAGAAGGCGAUCGAAGUGUCUCCGUCUUCUAGCCGUGUUCUUGACCGCGCUGCUGAGAUUCUCACACCGUUCCCGCCCAGCAAGAACCGUCCUCGCCCUGGUGACUGGACUUGCCCUUCGUGCGGCUUCUCCAACUUCCAGCGACGAACUGCCUGCUUCCGUUGUUCGUUCCCGGCUGUGAGCGCCGGCCCUACCGGCGACAUGGGCUACGGAUACGGAUACGGCCCACCGGCCAUCAUGCCGCCUUCUCAGCACCACCAUGGACACAUGGGACACGGUGGCGGACGCAUGGGCGGAAGUGGCGUGGUUCCCUUCCGCGCCGGAGAUUGGAAGUGCGGCAACGAGGUCUGCGGUUACCACAACUUUGCUAAGAACGUAUGCUGUCUGCGAUGCGGCGCCAGCCGUGCUGGUGCCGCUGUCGUCGCUGACUCUGGUGGCUACCCUUCCCCCAUGGACCCUCCCUCCAACUACAGUAUGAGCCAGGGCUCGAUGAGCGGCACCCCUGGACCCGGGCCCUUCGCCUCGGCCGGUGGCGGCUUCGCAUCCGGCGGCGGCGGCUACGGCGGCCAGCACUUUGGCGGCCCGCCCAGCACCUAUGCUCUCCCCUCGGGGAUCGGUGGCGGCGGAGCUGCCCCCUACCCUUCCUCUCUCAACACCCACUUCGGACCGGCUCCCGGAUCCCACUCCGCCGGCCCCUUUGACAGCCGCGCUGCCGAGGCUGCCUUCCAGUCGGCCUCCAAUGGCCCCGCGUCCGCCGGUCCUUCGAACAACUUUUACUCGCAAAACGAGAACGAUCCUUUUGCGUUCCUUUCCAGCGGCAUCGGUGGUCUGUCCGUCAGCGGCGGUGAUGCCCGUCAGAACGGAGGAGCUGCGCCGCCAAGCAAGUCUCCUGCUUAAAUAGUGACGACCAGUUAGAAAUUUGGUAAUCUAAGCGGGCUACAUCGGCUUCCUUGGAUCGUUUUCAGCUCCUCCUCAUUUCUGCGGAACGAACUUCGGAAACAAGACGAACAUAGAGCAUUGACCUUUGGCAAUUACCUUCGGGACUUACGCUUGCUUUCAACGGAAGGGGGUGUCUAGGUUUUGGAAGAUCACUUGGAAAUGGGGGUUGGUUGUCGGUAUACCAAGGGAUGCGGGUAAAAAGUUUGCAAGGCUGGAAAGACAAAAAGAGUGUUACACUACCGGAACGGACGGACACCGCUGUUGGAAUUUGCUUUCUCCCUGACAAGCGUCAGUAUAAAAGGGCUGGCUAGUUAAGGAUUGUUGAUUACGGCCGACCUCGCCUUUGGUUUGGACGUUGCGGUUGCGGGACGGUCGGAUUUUGGGUGGUCCAAAAGGGGAGUGCAUAGCGAAGGGAGUGUAACGGGUAUACCUGGCCUUCAUUGUGUGUGAGAGAUGUGUUGCUUUUCAAUAUUUCCGUUUUUUCUUGAGUCUUUUCCACGUCGUGUCUAUGUUUUUUCAUCAAUGUUUGCCCUCUUCCCAAUCAUUCUCAUCGGCCUUCUUGUCUCAUCAAAUUUUUUUCUUCCAGACCAUUAAAACUCCCCCGUACUAGUUCUUCCCCUUUCAGAUUGGCUUGGCAUGUACAACCCCCUCCUCUCUAUUUCUCUCUCUGUCGCUGUCUCUUCUCUCUCGACACAAACACAUGGUUUUCUAUACGGCUGGAUGGGCGGCAGCGUUGUGGGAGUCGGGGAGUGAAACAGGGUCCAGGGCAGGCUGGGCGGGCUUUGGCUUGAUAAUCUUCCUCAUCUUGAAAUGCGAAUUUAGUACUAUUU